Iphiclides podalirius (scarce swallowtail) is the source of this 384-nucleotide messenger RNA. The record is from the annotation of a GenBank genome assembly. NCBI's taxonomy places the organism in Eukaryota, Metazoa, Arthropoda, Insecta, Lepidoptera, Papilionidae.
AUGUAUCACGACAAGGUAUCUGAUGUGACGCUUUCGUUCCGCACAGUCGAGUUCUACUUGCGCCCGAGCGGCAGGAUCAAUCUGCGCUUGAACAACUUCACCUUCUACAAGCACUUGAAGGCGAGGACCAACGCUCACCGCUGGAGCUGCACCGCGUACGGCUCCAAGUGGAAGUGUAAGGCCCACCUCAUCAUCACGGACAAGCUCGAAGUGCUCAAAGCGAACCUCGCGCACAGCCACCCGCCUAGCGCCAGAAGGGAUUCCCUCAAGCCCAUGUACCAAGCGGCGAACGGCGUGGGCGUGCCCAGCCCUCGGAUAGACCACGUCCACCCGGUCUCCUCUUUACACGACUACUUCAUGGCACACAGCGUCUUCAACAACUUU